Coniophora puteana RWD-64-598 SS2 is the source of this 1112-nucleotide messenger RNA. RefSeq names its product pali-domain-containing protein. Gene Ontology annotation, cellular component: cell division site; growing cell tip; plasma membrane. Bases 125 to 799 code for a protein of 224 amino acids. Lineage: Eukaryota; Fungi; Basidiomycota; Agaricomycetes; Boletales; Coniophoraceae. The transcript is spliced from 5 exons. The record is from RefSeq and is a predicted model, not a curated record.
UCGCUUCCUGCUUCCGGUCCAUUUGCCGUCACCACCGCAUUGCACGACGGUUACGAGUCUUGCUCUGACAUAACGAACGUUACACGCUUCCCCUAGAGUACGAAAGUCUGAUUCGAACUUCGCCAUGCCUCGCUCGUUCUGCAUCCCAGGAAUAUUCUUCCUCUUAGCGGCUACCGUCCUGCUCAUCAUUACCUCCAUCAACUUGCCCUAUCUGACCGCGCUGGACUUUGCACGCGUUCACUAUACUGGCAACUCCCUUGGGGUUUCCGGCGGCCAGGGGUCACUCACACAGCUUAGGUUCGGUAUCUGGGGCUAUUGCGCUUACACUUCCAACGGUGCUCGCGUCUGCCCGCACGUUGGCCAUGGUUAUGGCGUUGAGGUCCUGUCUACGACUCACAACAGCGCUACCAUUAACCCUUCGUGGACUCGUGGGCUUGCCGUUCACCCAGUCGCCGCCGUUGUGUCCUUCAUCGCACUCCUGUUCUCCUUCUCCACCCAUGUCACCGUUACGCUCGUCGCCUCCGUGCUCUCCUUCCUUGCCGCUCUCUUGGCCCUUCUUGCGUUCAUCAUUGACAUCGCGCUGUACGCCUGGGUCAAGCACGAGAUGGGCAACCUUGGCGUUCCCGAGAGUACCAUCACCGGCCCUGGCUUUUGGCUCACGUUCGUGGCCAUGAUUCUUCUCUUCCUCGCUGGGUGCACGGUCUGCUUCGGUCGCCGCCGCGAUAGGAUGUCGGGCGCAACCUCGUAUGAAAUGUCUGGUCCCAAGACUGGGUUCUUCUCGCGCUUCAGGCGCAACUGAGUGCUCGGCAUGCCUGUGCGUCAGUGGUCGGUAGGAGGAUGAAUUGAGAAAAGUGCCUGCUUGUGGAUAUUUUGCUGUUGGCUGGACGAUGUCGGCCGGCCAACGUAUUUUUUUUCCAUAUACCUCUGCUCUCAAUUUAUGGAUUGUUUACGUUGCGAACGUGUGCAUAGACUUUUCUUUCUCUUGAUGCUGUCUUAUUUUGUUUACCCUUUGAAAUGGUGAUGACGUCAUAUUACUUUUUCACAAUGUUGUGGUUUCGCCAGAUCAUAGUCAUGAUGAUGCAAAAAUAUGAUUAUAAGAGGGUGCUGACUGG